AUGUCAAAGCGUUCAUAUCCUAGUGGUGCUUCAAAAAGGCAGAGAGCAAUCGUAAAAGAUAUCAACGAAAAAAAAAUCAUAAAUUCUUUACCUAAGCUUACAGAUUUUUUUUCUUCUGUUCCUCCCAAAGAAGAAACUAAUUUAGUUUUACCAAUAUCCCAAGAAACGAUAACAAUUAACCAACAAUCACAAGUAUCUCAAAAUCCUACUUUAAGCCCUAAUAAAUAUUUCGUUGAUUCUCCAGAAACAGUUGAGGACAAUUCAUUAGUAUCAAAUGAUCCCGGAAAUUGGAAUACAUUAACUGAGGAAAAACGAAAUAUGUAUAUUAAAAAAGGUUCCAAAUUUUUUCAAAAUAAAGAUAGUGACUUUUUAAAUUCCACACGAAAUUAUACAGAAUCAAAUGGUAAAAUUAAAGUGAGACACUUAACCAAGUCAAUAUUCACUCGUCAACUAAAAAAUGGUGAAAAUGUCGAUAGAUCGUGGCUUUUAUAUUCUCCCUCGAAAAAAGCUUUGUUUUGUUUUGUAUGUCGUCUCUUUUCUUCUACAAAAACUGGAUUUAGUUGUGAACAAGGAUUUAAUGACUGGAAACAUGUUCAUACGGUUGUCUUGGAGCAUGAAAAUAGCUUAAUGCACAGAGAAUCUGUCAUGACUUUUUCUGUUAGGACCAAAAAUAAUGGUCGCAUAGAUCAAGAAAUAUCUUAUCAAAUAAACUUAGAAGUAAAUUAUUGGAAAGAAGUAUUAAAGAGAAUUGUUGCUGUAAUAAAAUUUUUGUCGUCACGAGGAAUUGCGUUUCGCGGAGAAAAUCAAAUAAUUGGAUCUCAACACAAUGGGAACUAUUUGGGCUGUUUAGAGUUAAUAAGCCAAUUUGAUCCAUUUCUUUUAGAACAUUUAAAUAAAUAUGGAAAUCAAGGCAAAGGAAAUCCUUCAUAUUUGUCAGCUAAUAUUUGUAAUGAAUUUAUUAACAUAAUGGGGAGACAAGUGCUAAAUGCAAUUCUUUCGGAAUUAAAAGUGGCUAAUAUUAUUCAAUUAGUGUUGAUUCCACUCCUGAUCUUUCUCAUAUUGAUCAAAUGA
This is a messenger RNA of Rhopalosiphum padi (bird cherry-oat aphid), 1071 nucleotides long. Its product is annotated as zinc finger MYM-type protein 5-like. The record is from RefSeq and is a predicted model, not a curated record. The coding region runs from base 1 to 1071 and encodes 356 amino acids. The transcript has a single exon. NCBI's taxonomy places the organism in Eukaryota, Metazoa, Arthropoda, Insecta, Hemiptera, Aphididae.